GAGCCAUCAUCCGGGCUUUCAGGUGGACCCGGGGACUCCCGGGAAUCCUGGAGCCAUCAUCUGGGCAUCCAGGGAAACCCAGGAGGAACCCAGAGACGCUCUCCAGAUGUCUGGGAGAACCUGGCGACAUCAUCGGGGCUUCCAGGCGAAUCUGGAGAUCUCCAGGCAUCCAGGAGAACCUUGGAGGAACCCAGAGACGCUGUCUGGCCGGCCAGAUGUUCCCCAGAUGUUCUCCAGGCCCCAGCACAGGCCUCCCCAUCCCCUCUCUAUGCCUCCGCCACCCGCCCAGAGCGCCUCCACCGCAAGCGGCCGCUCCGUCUCUCCCCGUCGAUGGCGCCAUGUCCUCGACGUCACAGAAGCACCGGGACUUUGUGGCGGAGCCGAUGGGGGAGAAGCCAGUGGGGACGUUGGCCGGCAUCGGGGACGUCCUGGGCAAGAAGCUGGAGGAGAAGGGGUUCGACAAGGCGUACGUGGUGCUGGGGCAGUUCCUGGUGCUGCGGAAGGACGAGGAGCUUUUCCGGGAAUGGCUGAAGGAAACGUGCGGCGCCAACGCCAAGCAGUCGCGGGAUUGUUCCGGCUGCCUGCGCGAGUGGUGCGACGCCUUCCUCUGAGCUCCCCCCCCGUACCCCAACCCCCCCCCCCGCACCCCAAAACCACCCCCCUGCACCCCCCCACCCCGGCAGCCCCCAACAGUCAACUGGUUCCAGCUCCCCGACGCCUACUGGGGACGACGGGGGGUGGUGGCACCCCCCCAGUGUGGUGCUGCCCCCCCCCCCAAACACCCCCGACCCCCCCCCCAGUCACCUCCGAACCCCCCUAGUGCCCCCCACACCCCAUCUGGGGACACCGGGACCCCCCCCAAACUGUGGUGCUGCCCCCCCCCACCUCAAGGGGCUGGGGACCCCCCCGGGGUCAUGGUGUCCCCCCCCUCAACUCCAUUUCGGGGUGUCACUCCCCCCCCCAAAAAAAACCACCCCCGGGGGGGGGCAGGGUUCUGCCUCUCCCACCCCCCCCCAUCACCCCAAAACCACCCAUGGUGUGUGUGUGGGGGUCCCCAACUUCCCCCCCCCCCGAGCUCUGCUGACAUUGCCCCUCCCCUGACAAGGUGGGGGUGGAUUUCGGGGUGUCGCCCCCCCCCCCCCCCCGCGGGAGGGGGGGUGUGUUUGUGUCAUUUUGGGGGUGUCCUGCCCCCCCCCACCUGCAAAUUUGUUUGUAAAAGGGUUUUCUAAACAAUAAAAGGUUUUGCUGUGCUGGA
Messenger RNA from Aquila chrysaetos chrysaetos, 1255 nucleotides. RefSeq names its product BAF nuclear assembly factor 1 (gene BANF1). The coding region runs from base 216 to 611 and encodes 131 amino acids. Gene Ontology annotation, molecular function: DNA binding. NCBI's taxonomy places the organism in Eukaryota, Metazoa, Chordata, Aves, Accipitriformes, Accipitridae. The transcript is spliced from 3 exons. The record is from RefSeq and is a predicted model, not a curated record.